UGCUCUCGCAAAUCGAGUGAAUUUGCGAGAUUUUCUCAACGAUGUAUACGGCGCCAUGUUUAUGGAAAAAUUAAGAAAAAGUUUAGUUUGUUCACUCUCUGAAGACGAAUUUAUAAUUGUAAUGUGAAUAACGCAUCUGUCCAUCAAGAGUAUUCGUAUAUGCAGAAAUAAAUAAACUUAAACAACAGUCAUUUUAAGAAGAGAUACAGGAAGUAAUUUUUCUCCUUUUGGAAUUUGCUAUUAGUUAAAUGUUAUUGAAUAUACACUUUUUAAGCAGUACAGUUCCAUUUUAAAGAUUCUAUGCAUUUAUAUGUGGUUUUGAAAAUUCAAGCAUGAUGAAAUAACAGUAAUUAAUUACGCAUUCCAAAACAGUGACAGUGUUUAUUCAUUCACAAAUGAAUUAAGGAUCAUCAUCAAUGUAGUUGUUUUUGUGUACAUAUUUUUUAUUGAAUAAUAUUGAAAAUUCCUUGCUACUUCUGUCAUUCCUUUUAAACUGAUAAAGCUUCACUAUUUAGAAGAAAGGUUCCCACUGGGUUGCCAGCAGGACCUGUCAUGGUGUGUCAGAGGUUGUUCCACUGAUGGCGAAUAACAACGCGCCUGCUCAUGAUUUUGCACCAGCUUGGCUUAAGAUACCCACUUAUGAAAACUUUUUAACUGGUGCAGAUAGUGAGCGAGGUGGACAUACUAGCCGAAAAGAUGACCAUCGAGGAUAUGGAAGACGAAGUAGAGAAACAGAUUCUGUAACUCCUAAGCAACAAUAUUUUCCAGAUACACGGAGAGAAAGAGAUAGUUUUUCUGGAGAAAGAAAACCAUAUUUUCCAUCAAGACAUCAUUCUAUUGAUUUUGAUGAAUCACAAGGUCCUGGAAAUUGUACUCGUCUGUUCAGUUCUUCUUAUAACAACAGCUCUCUCUCAAAUUCUCAGCCUUCACUUUUACGAAGGCCACAUAGCAGGCAUGAUUUUCGUGAUAUCCCUUCUUAUACAAAGAUUGGAGUUAGUCAGACACUUUAUGAAAAAGCCAAAGGAAAGGAAGGUGCUAUCAACAUCAGCAGUAACUGUCCUGAAAUUAGAGGAAUGGAUGUGACAAGCAAUACUUUUAAUCAAGAAUUUCCUUCUUUACAAGGGGAUGGAUCUAUUGAUUCUACUUUUCAACCUCCAGUAGUUAAUGGUGGAGCUUGGGAAAAACCAAGAAAUGCAAAAGUUCACUGUAGUCAAAUUGGAAAAAAAAUUCAAUUAGUAAAGAGAGGUUCCAAACAAGACAAUGGAAUUGAUAUAAGAAGUAAAAGUCCUUCAGGAUCUUGUUUGCAGUCACAGUGUGGAAGUCCUAAAGUCAAUACCCACCCUGUUAUCAUUGCUCCAGUUAAUAAGAAUUCAAUUAAUACCAGUGUCAACAGUUCUGUUUAUAGAACAUUGGUUCCCUCUAAAAAAAUGUCUCAUUCAGUUAUGUCAAAUAUGGAAAUACUGGUAAAAAAUCCAAAAGCUCCAGGUAAUAAAAGUGACUUUUUGAAAGCUUUAAGAACUGAAACUGGAAGCAAGGGAGAUGAUGCCAAAGAAGGAAAUAAAGAAAUUGAAAUUGUCUCUCCAGAAAGAAACAAACAAAACCAGGGAGAAAAUGGUAAUGAAAUUGAUGACAAAGAAGAACAUGUAAAUAGUAUCAAUAUUGAAAAGUUAUCUUUGAAUCAAGAUACCAAUGAAACAGCACUCUCUAGUUCUUUGGAAGCUGAGCAAAGGUUACUUCGAGAGAUGGGUUGGAAAGAAGAGGGUUCAGAUGACGACGAUACUUAUGCACCACUUACAGAAGAUGAGCUGCGUGAAUUUAGAGAUUUAAGCCAAAAGAUUGCUGAGAAGAAGAAUGGAAUUCAGAAAAAUUUGCAAAUGACAUUAAGUCCUAAGCGUUUACCUCCACCUUAUCUUGCUGUUGGGCCAAGAAUUGAUAGUUGGUCAAGUUUUUCAGAAACAGAUUCUGAUUCAGAUUAAAAGAAUUGUCUUAUUACAACAUACCCUGUUUUUCAUUGUUUCUUUAUUUUGUUGUCAUUCUUGCCAUAUUGUAUUCUUAGAAAAUGCAAAAAAUUGAUACUUUUUUCCUAGUGUCAUCAAAUACAAUAAAAUGCACUUAUGGUUUCAUUCUUUUAAAGCUAGAUAAGGCUAUUCAGUGAAGUACAAAAUUUACAAUUUAAUGAAGCUAAUGAAUUUAACUUACAUUUAUUUUUCUAAACUUUUUUUUUAAAUUUAAGUAACUUGAAUUUAAAGAAUGUGCAUAAGUUUUCACUAUUAAAUUGUGUCACACUAUAUCUUACGAUAAUACUUGUUUAAAGAGAUAAUAUAAAUAUUCAUGCAUUUUAAAACAGUGAAAAAUAGCAUGCCAAAAUUCCCUUUGUUACUGAUUGUACAAUAAAUGGUAAAGGGAAUAUUUCUUGCAUGUGAGACAAAACAUAUUUUGGCUCAUGAUUGUUGAAGUAGAAUAAAGAGCACAAUUUUGCUACAUGGGAA
This is a messenger RNA of Centruroides sculpturatus (bark scorpion), 2489 nucleotides long. Its product is annotated as vasculin-like. NCBI's taxonomy places the organism in Eukaryota, Metazoa, Arthropoda, Arachnida, Scorpiones, Buthidae. Bases 579 to 1976 code for a protein of 465 amino acids. Gene Ontology annotation, cellular component: nucleus. Gene Ontology annotation, biological process: DNA-templated transcription; positive regulation of DNA-templated transcription. The record is from RefSeq and is a predicted model, not a curated record. Gene Ontology annotation, molecular function: RNA binding; DNA binding. The transcript is spliced from 14 exons.